ACCACUGGACUUGAAUUGAUAUCCGAGUACGCACUGCAUUGUUCCAUUGUUUACUUUCUGAUAUUAUGAUGCAAUAAUAUCCGUUUGAACUGCAUUCGUGACGCGAGAGAGGUUGUCGUUUUUCAAAAGUUGUGACACAGUUUUAUUGCUUUAAGACUGCCCCAAUCAGUUGACAAAGACAAAAAAUGAUUUCCCGGGACAACGUGACAGCGUCAACUUUCACAUCAAACAGAAACGGCGAGUCUCCUAGAAGUAUUAUUACAACUGGUAUUAACUCUGCACCCUUUGCAAUAAGCAAUGAUGCAGCACAACCAUCUCCUCAGGGACACUCGACUGGAUCUCUUAAUGUCGGUAGCAAAGACUACAAGAAAUCUGACGACCACUCAGAGGUGCAACGAGUUUUAGUGACCCAGAAGUCUGCAACAUCAUCUGCAUCAAGCAAUUCUAACAACUUGCCGACAGUUAUUGUCGGUAAAUCGAAUACUGGUAGCAUCGCCCCGAUAAGUUCAGGUCAGGGCUUCUACUUCCUCCCUGCCGUCAAAACUGCAGCGUCGACCGCAGCGGUUUGUCUUAAUAGGCCGACUACAAAAACUAACCCUCAAUCUGGUACAGUGACAAUGACGCCAUCAGUAGCUACAACCACUCCCAGCAUCACGUGUAAAAUCGGAGAUAAAGUUUACAGGUGCUUUGAGAUAGAAUCCAAUGUCACAACUCCCAGCAAUGGCAGUCUAUUGUCAAAACAGGAACUUAGUGUGGCCUCCAGACCACCAACUUCUGAGGGUCGAUCAGGUAAGAUCUUCAAGCUAUCAAAUAAUGAGGAUAGAUUCGCUAUGGUCUCUAAGUUACCGACUACUGAGAAGAAAUCCAUUAUCGUCUCUAAGCAAGCAACCACUGCUGAAGAGAGAUCUGGUACACUUUUCAAGCUACCAACGACCGAGGAUGGAUCUAAAAUGUCCAUCAAGCAACCUGUUGGCAAGGAAUCUGAUAACAUUAUGGUCUCCAAGCUCUGUCAUCCCGAAGAGCCAUCCAUAACAACCUCAGCCGAGUUUGUACAUCAGCCUCGAUCAACAACAGAUCCAGUUAUUAGUAUUCCAAGUCCCAGCCAGCAGGUGACAAGUCUGACAAACCAGCAAGCACUCCGUGCACCAGCGACCAAUCGUCUAACAUCCUCAGCUAACACCAGUCAUGCACAACCAACUGAAAAAACUGACGAAGCACCAAAAGAAUUGACAUCAAUUCCCUCUUCCUUAAAUACUGAAACCACGGCAGACUGCUCUUCUGUCGCUGGUGAUGCCGGCACGCCUGAGGUGGAAAAAAACUACACCGAGCUCACUCUAUACAGGCCCAAGAACGUGAAACCUCCGAGACCUGUUGAAAAAGCGCAUUCGAAGGCCAUGCCUGUGUAUGAUGCCAAAAUGAACGAUGUAGUCCUGUCUCCUUUCGCCGGACCUUUGUUCCAAAUCAAUGAAAAUUGCUCCAAUGCCUUCGGAGAUGGUUUCAAACUCGCUGUGGUUACAAACCGAGCCACGCCCAUUGAUUGCUCCCCGAUUGCCGCCUUGACGCCCUCUACAAGCAAGCCCCAUGCAACCACGCCUCCUAAAAUCUGUAGUGAUGACGUCGGAGUGGUAAUCACUGAUGUUGAUACUAUGCCUGCUCCUAACAGUGACAGUUUACCAAGGAAGCGUGCCCAUCCAACCAAUCACAUUAAACGACCGAUGAACGCCUUCAUGGUGUGGGCUCGUAUCCACAGAGCGCGCCUAGCUCAUCAGUUCCCACAUGCCAAUAAUGCUGACAUUAGCAUCCAGCUUGGCCAAUCGUGGAACGCACUGACGCAAGAACAAAAACAACCAUUCUACGAUGAGGCCGAGAAACUGAGGAAACUGCAUAGACAGGAACAUCCGGGUUGGGUAUAUAGCCCUCGCCCGCCAAAACGAAGACGUGAUGGUUUUACCCUCGCUCCCUACAACACAAACCAAGCCUGUAUUCUUCCAAAGUGUAAACUGAACCCAAAUGCAACCUCGCACUUCACAUUUGCGUCGCAGCCCGGAUGUGCUGCACCAAAAAGCGAAUCCAAAGGACUCCCAGCAAGGUCUGGAGCCCAACCGGCACCCAGCAAUAAUACAAAUAUUCGCUUGCCAGCUAAGGACACCAGAGAUAAAACCGGCUUUACCAAACAGCAUUACAUAAUAGAGCCCAUUGGAUCACCACGCCCCCCGGCAGCUAUCCAAACAUUGCAAGCAUCUAGUCAUCCAACAAUUGGCGGUCAAGUAACAGUCGGUCAAAGCGCACGGUCAGCGGAAGCUCGCACGCACAAGACAUACGCAGCCGAUGGUAGUGCACUUCUGCAUCUCGUUAGUGGUCAAGCUGGACAUCAUGUGUCUGGACAAGGUCAAGGCACAACAGCUGUCGUUUCUGCCGGAAAUGUCCCCAUUAUGGUCAGUCCCAAUGUGCAAUUUGUUCGAGACACUAUACAGAACAUUACACCCUCUGUAGGGUAUACAGCGCCCCCACAAGCAGGCCGUGUCCAGACAACAAUUCAUGACCCCGUAGCUAUCAUAGAUUCGGAUGGCGGAUGUCUUGAGAGUGCAUCAGCGAACGUGUCCUCACACGCAGGGUCAGAUUCAGGAUCAUCCACGUUUCAUCAAGAUGAUGAUUUAGACGACGAUGAGCGAUCACUGAAUCUACACAUCCCUGAGGACCCGGGAUCCACUGAGCGUCGAGCAGUUGAUGUCCAGUUGUUUCAGCGAUUCCUGUGUGACAUCAACGCCUGUGCGAAGCAAGACAAUAGGAAGACGCCCCCACCGGCCACUCACGGCGAUGCUCCCGAUGAUAGCGGCACUGAUGACAAUGAGGAACUCAUUGAUGUUGUAACAUAAAUGGGUUUUUCUAAUUUAGAAUCCUGCUGAAAAAGUCACGAUCACAAAUGACAAAGGGUGUACAUCGUUUGGCUGCAUGCUGAUUCUUGAAAGAUUGUAUUGUAUUUGUUCUCUCAUCUUCUCAGUAAACAAAUUAGUUUUGAGAAUCACAUUUUACCUUGCAUGUUUGUAAUUUGUAAUCUUAUAAAUUAUUUUAAUGUGUAAAUAUGAUUUACUGUGAAUUCUGUACAGUUUUAGUCUCAGUAAAUUGCAAAUCCAUACAUUUAUUAAAUCAGAUUUUACUAUUUACUACUUCUUUGUUGUUGAUACGUUUUAUUUCUUUGAUUGCUAGUGAUUAUUUUUGUAAAUUUACGCGGAAAAUAAAAUAUGUUCUGAACUAAUAAACUGGUUUUAUUUACACGAAAUCAAGUCUCCCUGAUGAAAAUUCACCCUCCAAACUGUUUGUUACUCAUCUUCAUCCUUCGUUUGUAUUUGACACAUUCACAAAAUAUUUGCUUGUGUCAGAUGUACAUCAUUCUGCCCACCCCAUUGUCCUUCAUCUCUUACCAAAGCGACAGAACUAUAAGAGCUUGCUAUUUCGAGCUCAUUCAUGGCUUUCCAGACCCUGCACGAGUCUUAUUUCUCCUUCGUCUACUAAAUGAACUGAGAUUCCAAGGCGCGAAUUUCAACAAUGAUUAUUUAAAUAAGGAUUCUGGGUUCUUACAAUUCGACUG
This is a messenger RNA of Acanthaster planci (crown-of-thorns starfish), 3589 nucleotides long. RefSeq lists its product as uncharacterized. Gene Ontology annotation, molecular function: RNA polymerase II cis-regulatory region sequence-specific DNA binding; DNA-binding transcription activator activity, RNA polymerase II-specific. NCBI's taxonomy places the organism in Eukaryota, Metazoa, Echinodermata, Asteroidea, Valvatida, Acanthasteridae. Gene Ontology annotation, biological process: positive regulation of transcription by RNA polymerase II; cell differentiation. The record is from RefSeq and is a predicted model, not a curated record. Gene Ontology annotation, cellular component: nucleus.